Molecule: messenger RNA, 744 nt
Organism: Panicum virgatum (switchgrass)
Lineage: Eukaryota; Viridiplantae; Streptophyta; Magnoliopsida; Poales; Poaceae
Product: secreted RxLR effector protein 161-like
Exons: 1
Coding region: 1-744 (247 amino acids)
Source: RefSeq, a predicted model, not a curated record
AUGGAAGAGAAGGUGAAGCUGUCAAAGGACAGCACUGCCCCCUUGGUGGACGCCACGAUCUACCGGAGCAUCGUCGGCACACUGCAUUACCUCACGCACACGCGGCCGGACAUUGGGUUCGCCGUGGGGUACGUAAGCCGGUUCAUGGCGGAGCCGCGGGAGGAUCACCUCGCCGCGGUCAAGCAUCUACUCCGCUAUGUGGCAGGGACGCACGACUACAGGAUUGUCUACCCAAGGAGGAGCAGAGGAGAGCUGGAGCUGAUUGGGUUCAGCGAUAGCGACAUGGCGGGCGACGUUGAUGGACGAAGGAGCACGACUAGUGUGCUCUUCUUCCUUGGAGCGUGCCCGAUCUCCUGGCAAUCGAUGAAACAAAUGGUCGUUGCGCUGAGUACUUGCGAGGCAGAGUACAUUGCGGCGGCGACGGCAUGUUGCCAGUUAGUUUGGCUGGGGCGGCUGCUGGCAGAGCUCACCGGAGAAGAAGCUCGGGCACCCGUCCUGAUGGUGGACAACCAGUCCGCCAUCGCCUUAGCAAAGAACCCUGUCCACCACGACCGGAGCAAGCACAUCGACACCAAGUAUCACUUCAUCUGUGAUUGCGUCGACGGUGGACAGAUCAAGCUCGAGUAUGUCGAGACAGCUCGACAGCUCGGGGACAUCCUCACCAAGCCACUUGGGCACGUUCGACUCGCUGAGUUGAGGACCAAGAUUGGAGUUGAGGAAAUCAAGCAAGAGCAGUGCAAUUAG